Eleginops maclovinus (Patagonian blennie) is the source of this 2388-nucleotide messenger RNA. RefSeq lists its product as uncharacterized. The transcript has 4 exons. Bases 160 to 990 code for a protein of 276 amino acids. The record is from RefSeq and is a predicted model, not a curated record. NCBI's taxonomy places the organism in Eukaryota, Metazoa, Chordata, Actinopteri, Perciformes, Eleginopidae.
AGUUCGGUAGUCGCUCCCAAUGUUCUUUCAACAUUUGGAUGACGUUUGUACAACGUGAUAUUGGAAAUUCCUUUUCUUCCGCUUCUUUCGCUAGAAGAGAGCCAAGAAACGUUUUUAAACGGUUUGUACAGGUUUUGGGAACGUUUAGAAAAAAGUUAAAUGGAGCACGAUAAUGGGGAUAACCACAACUGGCCGGUGCAACGACGAGAGGAGGGUUUAGUGAACAAACAUAUGGCAGACAUUGAUCGGGAAACCCUCCAGCAGAGGCUGUGUGCUGGUGAGAUCCACAGUCUGACUGAACGAGUCUCCAGACGCUCAGGGGAAGAGUUCCCAGACGAACCCCGGCGAGGGGGCGUUAGUUUCGGGGAAGAGCCAACGCUUUCCUGUGGCUCUGGAGCUGAGCUUUCUGCCCCAUCCACAGAGACUGCUGCUCAAAGGAAGAUCAUCGCCCUACUGGUGGAAAUCAAAGAGGAGCAGCAGAGGCAGUGGGCGGUGCUGAAGGAUCUUCAGGCCAGACUGCAGGGUCAAACCAGCUACGAGGAAGAGGAUGUAGAGGAUCUGGACAUGGAUCUCCCCCUGAGGACCCUUGAGCAGCUGGAUGAGAUGGAGAGACAGCUGGAAGAAACAGGAACUCAAAAGAGAAUGGUUUCUUACCUCUCGCGGAUGGGCGGGGCUACGGUUGACGACGCGGUGAGACGUCUGAUGCAGUCUGUGUUUACAUUCGCUGUCGGCUCUGAGCUCAACUGGGUGGGUCGAGGACGGAAGAGAAGCUUCAGGAACACUCGCCUCCAGGGUGUCCUCUUCUGUGCUCUGAAACGAACACCGGUGGGUAAGGAGGCCACACACCAUCAGUAUGCCGACGUGGUGAAAAAAUGGCUGCGCUUUGCUCCGUUCAGACAGGGGGGGAGCGGCCGGCGCUGCUGCAGACCGUCUGUGGAUUUUGCAGAUUCUGAGGAAACAGACAAUUUUAACCAAAGCUCCACACGAUGACAUUUAUCUCACUUAUCAGGUAUCCUAAGUUUCAGAAUUAAGGCAUUCACAUGGUGAAAAAAACAGAUGUGCAUGAAAAGGAUAUUAUUAUGUUUAAGACAUAGCACACUGUACACUUCUGGAAUGUUUUGCUUAUAGCGCGAAUGUGUCCUUUUAAAGAGCAAUAUUGUGUCCCAUUUUUUAUUUGUGAAGUGCUUGUUCACAGUUUGUACUUUAGGAGGCGACAACAUUUAAGGAAUUUGUCUCAAAGUGGUUUAAAGGUCUCCUAUUAUGCUCUUUUAUGGCAUAUAUUAUAGGUCUCAAAUAUAUUAAAAAAACAUGUCAUGUCUUUGACGUGUUUUGCUCAAAAUACGAAACAGAUCAUGCAUUUUAGCAUGUCCACUAUCCCUCUGUUUCAGCCCCGUUUUCGUAAGUGCUGAUUCUGUGACUUUCCCUUUCAUGCAAAUGAGCUGCUGCUGGCCACGCCCCUUUGGAGUGCAUGGAGCUCUAUGCUUGAACAGAGAAGUUUCUAACGGGCCAUCCACACGGUUCCAUUGUUGAUGCUUGACGCACCUUCCCAUUCACUCUGAAUGGGGUGACGUCAAGCAUUUCCAAACUGCAUUGUGGUUCCGUUGCUUCGCAAGUUGAAAGUUGAGAAAAGUUCAACUUUUCAAGCAUCGAUGGAAGCGCCAACCAAUCAAAUCCCGCGUAUGCAAAUACGCCAGUACAAGCGCUAAUCAAUCAAACCGCGUGUAUGUGUGUCCAGGGCGGGAGAUUAAUGUGAUUGGUUGUUGGUCGCGUUAACCCCAAGCGCCAGACAUGCCCACUGGCAAGCGUCAACGGAGCGGUGUACGCUGCUUAACGGAGAAACUCAGCUAAACGCUGCCGUGAUUAAACGCCUUGUUAUGUUCCAAAACAUAUACAGCAUUAUUUCUGAAACACUGCUCAGUGUUUACCACUAGAACAGUGACAUUAUAUGUAUUACAUCAACUCUAAGUCCCUCCUGCAGACAUCCUGCUGAACACACAGAGGUGCUGCGGAGGGGAUUCAGCUCGACUGUAUAAUGUGGACGAUAGGUUGGGACGUGUCACGUGGCCUGGAUUUUGCCAGGAGUUCAAUGUAAAGGAGCCCACAUUUCUGAUAUGACGUUAUAUCGGCAGCAAAUCUGGGAACCUUGAAACCUUGAAUCGGCAGCAAAUCUGGGGUUGUAUUUUCUGACAAUUUUUGAGUCUCCUUACACACCAGGGACACAUAUUUAUGUAGAAAAGACAGCAAAAAGGGCAUUUUGCAUAAUAGGGGACCUUUAAGUUAAGAGGGGAUUAUUUUAUCUCACCCCUAUCAUCUCCUGCCUUAGAAUGAAAGGGUAACAUCUAAUAAAAUGUACAAGUUUCAGUAAACUGAAGAUGACUCCCAAUGACA